AUGUUCGGACCCAUCUUCCUUCUAACGAUUUUUGCUCCAGGAGCACUUGCAGCCAUUACCGAUGAUUUCUCCUGUACCGAUAUGACCUCCUACACCGCCUCUGCCACCGUAUGCUCCAAUAACCUUCCUGAUGCAUCUUGUGCUGUUUUCUACAAAGAAUCAGCUCAAGGUGUCGGAUUCCCAGCCGCAGGCAACCAGGUUCAACGUCCAUUUGCUUGCUACAGUACCAGUCCAAAUGGAGGAUCAGUUGAUGCCGAUAUGAAGAAGGCAGCUAUUAAGAACUGUCCAAAGACUUGUGGAAUGUGUUGCUUGACACCGGCUUACAAUUGCACCAAUGCUCAGUUCCCCGCGAUGAACUGUGCCACAAUCCAACCCUCCCAAUGCCUCUCUCCAAUCUGGCGUGAGAAAAUCGCCCAAAACUGUCCAUCAGUGUGUGGAUUCUGUAAUGACGGUGGAUGUGUGGAUGGUGUGACUGAUUGUGCCAACGACAUCUCAAUUUGCACCAAUAUCGAUAUGCAACCAUUUGUGAAUGAGUACUGUAAGAAGACGUGCGGUCGUUGCUCAGCUUCUCCAUCCAAUCCUUCCAAUCCCGGAUGUACCACUUACAAAGCUGAUAGUGCCUCGGCUUGUGCUUCUUGGGCCGCUAAUGGAUUCUGUGUCAAUGAGUUUUAUACCAAGGAACAGAGAAAGGCGUAUUGUGCGACUACUUGUAAGAUUUGCUAG
Molecule: messenger RNA, 723 nt
Organism: Caenorhabditis briggsae
Lineage: Eukaryota; Metazoa; Nematoda; Chromadorea; Rhabditida; Rhabditidae
Exons: 3
Coding region: 1-723 (240 amino acids)
Source: RefSeq, a predicted model, not a curated record